AGCCACCCAGGAAGCCCCAAAAGACACGGUACUUCUUCUUAAAGACCUUAGAAAAGAGGCAGAUAGACAUUUAUAAGGGUUUGUGGGCACUAUCACAGUAGGGCAAAUAUAAGAGCUCACACUGAGUGUAAGUAGAGAAAUUGUGUCUCUUUUAAUAUGUUGGUACCUGUUAGAGAUUUAGAACAGGGAUGCCACAGGCUUAUAUAAUAAGGCAUUUGACCUAGAUGCACUUAUCAUAUUUUUAAACAGUCAAGAGACUGGAACUCAUAAAAUUUUAACAGUGGUUUAUCACUAGAGAUACUUACUUUCACAAAUGGCAGACCCUCUGAAAUAGAGAAUUUACUGGUUUUUGCAAAUACAGUUUCAGAGUGAAGUGUCUUUGAGUUCAUCUUGACUUAGAGGUCAAAUGAUAUCAUUAGGAUGAGGUUUAUCCCUCUUCAUUUUUAGACUGUUUCCUUAACAUUGGCCCAUGUGGUUGCAAAUUGGCCAUAUCAGAUAUGGCCUGCCCUGCAUCCUCUCCUAUUCAUGUCCUAUGAGAAAAAUAGUAGAUUGGCCUCCUGAGCGCUCAAAUAGAAAACCUGAAUUGAGUCAUAUUGGUCCUUACAGAUUUGUUCCUGAGCUAACCCUUGUAAUGAGAGUGAAGGAAUAAUCUGAUUAUUUUAGCUUAGACCAUAGGUCCUAUCCCUUAAUCAGAACAAUUAAAUAACUUGUCCAAGAUAUUUGGACUGAGAGUGGAAGGAUGAUGUUGAUUCCAUCAAAGCUAAAUUAGGAUAAUAACACCACAAUGAAAUGGAAUAGUUACUACGUGAGGAAAAAACCCAACGACGUAAGAAUUCCCUUCAAGAAGCUAUUUCUAGCUACUGGAAAGAUGGAUCAUUUUAUUUUAUUUUUUAAUUUAUUUACAGAAUAGUAUAAAGAAAUUUUUUAGCUACCAUCCAUGAAGAAAAUACUUAAGUGUUUUACAAAACAACUCAAAACAGACUAAUGUAAUGUAAUGUAGUCCCCCAAAAGCAAAUGAAAUGGCAGAUUUCAUCAAUCAGAAUAUUGCGGUCUAGAGUAAAGAGUGAAAUCUUUCCACUGUACCUUGUAUUAUUAGAACCUUCUUUGGAUAAGGUCUUUAAUUUUAGAAAAGAUUUUAAAAAAAUAAACCAGAUUAUAUUCUGAAUGGACUACUUUGGUAAUGUAGGCAUUUAAUAUGGAAACAAGAAACCAGAGUGGAUGUCACCAUGUUUAUAACUUUAAUAUGCUCUCCUAUUUAGGUGUACUUACUCUUUACUACCCCUGAGGGUUGGGACUCAAUGGUUGAAAUUAAAAGAAGAUGCUAUGGGAUGUUCAAGAUAAUAUAGGAAGUCUUUUCAGUCAAUGAAGUCUAACAUUCCAGGUUUUCAAGCAAGAGAAUGGAGCCUAGCAAAGCCCCAGAAAGCAAACAAGGGACAAUAAAAGUUGCAGCACAAGCACCUACUAAAAAAGAGGAAAAGAAGGAAGAUUCCAAGAAAACGAAAACACCUACAGAAGAACUACCCAAGGGAAAAACAAAGUCACCAAAGAAGGAACAGUCAGAGACUGAACGAACCAAAGAAGAGGUUGGUUCUGCCUCAUCGAAAAAAGCUGUACCUGGAAAGAAGGAAGAGAAAACAACCAAGACAGUGGAGCAAGGUAAAAAAAAAUGAAGGAGGUUGACAUUAUCUUCUUUAGAAAGACAACAACGUGAGGAGGAAAGCACUGGAUUCAGACAGGCGGACGACAAUAACCUUUAAAUCGAUUGCUUUCUAUCACUGUCCUUGCACGUUUCUCUGUGCCAGGGAGAAUGUGAGGUGGCAAUCUGGGUUUUUGUUCUUUUGUAUAACUAAACUCUGAGUGUAAG
Molecule: messenger RNA, 1864 nt
Organism: Odocoileus virginianus texanus
Lineage: Eukaryota; Metazoa; Chordata; Mammalia; Artiodactyla; Cervidae
Source: RefSeq, a predicted model, not a curated record